Erythranthe guttata (spotted monkey flower) is the source of this 1762-nucleotide messenger RNA. Its product is annotated as structural maintenance of chromosomes protein. The record is from RefSeq and is a predicted model, not a curated record. Lineage: Eukaryota; Viridiplantae; Streptophyta; Magnoliopsida; Lamiales; Phrymaceae.
UUCGAACGGUCGCCCAUUUCACAAACAAUUUAAAAAUUGAAUUACGAGAUAAUUAAUCAGAUAUGUUUUAUUAUUAAUUACAUAUAGAUCCUGUUCUUGUUUUGGUCACAUUUUUUGCAUUCGAAUUGAAAUUAUGUAAUUGAUAUUUUAGUUUCCUCAAUCCCAGCUGUCACAGAAUGAAAACGUCGUCGUAUUCCCGAACCCAUUGAAAAAUUUAAAUCCCGCCACUACCAGGCCAUUUUUGUCAACCUCAAAAAUAUUAAUUUAAUAUUAUUUGCCUCUUCUCAGUCGAAAAUUUUGAAUUCAGACAGCGCCUCUCAAUCAUCUCCAGACAAAAUCCAACACACACACAGAUUCUCUCUCUCUCUCUAAAAUUCCUAAUUCAAAAACCUUAAUCCCAUUUCCCAAAAAUAAAUCUGCAUAAAAAAAAGAAGUAUUUCCGAAGGAAUCAAUCAAUCAACAAUGGCUUCAAUCAGGACUGCCACCCGCUACACAAACAGCCUGAACAGCUCCACGAAAUCCGACCCCUCCUCCUCCGCCGAGUUCUCCACCUCGCGUGAGUCAUCACGCGCUCUCACCAGGAAGAAAGAUGCCACCACCACCAUUAAUUUCAGUUCCAUGGUCAGGAAACUCGUGGACACCAAGAAGGCGAGUAAUUACGAAAAGGGGCCCAAAUUCGUCGUCGCCGCUGAUUUUCUGGCGGAGGAUUUGAAGAAGAACGCGAAGAAGAGCACCGGAUUAAGUGGGCUCCACAAGAAGCUUUUCAAGGGCUCGUCUGGAAUCUCCUCAGGGGCAAAAAGGGGAGACGAGAGCUCGAAGAAGGCGUUGACUGAGGUCAAAAGCAAUACCAGGACUCUGGCUAUGGUGUUGAGGAGUGAGAGGGAGCUGUUGAGUUUGAACAAAGAGCAGGAUGAACAGAUUGCCGAGCUCAAGAUUCUGCUUCAGGAGAAAAACACUGAGGUUGAGAAAUUGAAAGACUUGUGCUUGAAGCAGAGGGAAGAGAUAAAGUCUCUAAAAACCGCCGUACUUUUCCCAGACGUGAUGAAUUUGCAACUUCAAGAUCUAUUGGAGAAGCAGGGAUCGGAACUAAACCAGGCAAAGCAACUCAUUCCGAGUCUUCAGAGACAGGUCACUUCUCUUACAGGACAACUCCAAUGUCUUGCUGAGGAUCUCGAAGAGGUAAAGGCAGACAAAUAUUCUGGAAGAGGAUUUUCCGACAUAAGUUCUCCGAGGACACCUUCAUAUGACCAAGACGAUGCGCCUCAUUCUCUCUUCGAUCAGGAAUAUAGCUCGGGGGAUUACACAACACCACAGAGUCCAGACGACAUGUUUCUGAAAGAUUUGAAUCCUUGCCUAACACCUUGUUAUUCCAAGACAAAAUCCAAGGAAAUUGAUACUUUUUAUUCCCCUGAUGUUGAUCGAUUGUCUAAAAAGAGCGCUAUGCGGUCUCGUGAAAUUGUGUUUAAUAACUGUUCAACCAAGGUGUCGAAAAGUUCAGAGAGUUGCCAAUCUUCCAAGGCGGCAAAGGGUUCGAUUCGCCCGAUUAGCAUGUCUGGCGAUAGCAAAUUUGCGAAUGCAAAGCAAUUGCAAUUGCAUCGCAAACGUUUCUGAUUUUGCCUUGGGAUGUUUCUGGAGAAUUUUGUUUUUUCUCAAUUGUCGAAACAUGUUCAGCUUGUUUGUAUGUCAUAAGAUGUAUCGCACUCUCACUAUUUAAAAAAAAAAAAAAGAAGUUUAAUAUAUUACCCGCGUUUAUGACGUAUGC